CAGAGUUUGCGUUUUCGAAAUCACGUGGGGUGGUAGGCGGAGGCCUGAUCAAAAUGGCGGCGUCCUCGUCGUCCGGGUCGGGCUUCACCUACCGGCCGGCUCCCUUGGCCCCGCUGCCGCCGCAGCUAGACCCGGCCUACUACGACUCCUCGCCCGAGAAGCGCCGGGCGGAGGCCGAGCGCCUGGCCAUCCGCGCCCGCCUCAAGCGCCAGUACCUGCUGCAGCUCAGCGACCCCCGCCGGACGCAGCCCAUCGAAGACAUCGCCGUGACUCAGUGGACCUACGCCAAAGCAAACGCCCUCCCUCACUUCCGGGUCAAUCCUAAAACUUCUUUCUUGGGUGCCGUGUUUGGAAUAGCGCCCCUCGCUUUCUGGUGGUACGUCUUCAAAACGGAAAGAGUAAGUAGAAAUAUGCAAUCUCAAAGAGCCACCGGUUACCUUCUGGUACUUGUGGACAGCUGUGGUCACUUGGUGGAGAAGGAAAUGCACUCUGCAGAUAUUUGGAGGCACAUGAAGACCAGCCCUACAACCUUUACUGCAAUAAUAAGCAAGCAUUUCUGA
Messenger RNA from Gekko japonicus, 560 nucleotides. RefSeq names its product NADH dehydrogenase [ubiquinone] 1 beta subcomplex subunit 4-like. Lineage: Eukaryota; Metazoa; Chordata; Lepidosauria; Squamata; Gekkonidae. The record is from RefSeq and is a predicted model, not a curated record. The transcript has 3 exons. The coding region runs from base 54 to 560 and encodes 168 amino acids. Gene Ontology annotation, cellular component: mitochondrion.